AUGAAGGAGGGCACGGCGAACUGCGUCGACAUCCUCAUCGCCAUCAUCCUCCCCCCACUCGGCGUCUUCCUCAAGUUCGGCUGCAAGGUCGAGUUCUGGCUCUGCCUCUUGCUCACCUUCCUCGCCUAUCUUCCGGGGAUCAUCUACGCGAUCUACGCCAUCACCAAGGACUAG
This is a messenger RNA of Miscanthus lutarioriparius, 174 nucleotides long. Lineage: Eukaryota; Viridiplantae; Streptophyta; Magnoliopsida; Poales; Poaceae. The record is from the annotation of a GenBank genome assembly.